UAAACUUAAAAAAACAUUAUACGAUGCAGCCAAGACACCUCCAAUUUGAUAUAAGUCUAUUUAAGCCACCUUAUUCAACACCAUUCUCUUCAGUUAUCUCUUUGUUCCUUCUUUAUUUUUCACCCGUGUUGUUUUAUUUCAAAAAUAUAAACGUGAAGAGGAGAAACCAUGUCAGACAGCAACGUUCCAGAAAUAAAGUACGAUGUUUUUGUUAGUUUUAGGGGCAAGGAAAUCCGUGACGGGUUUCUUAGCCAUCUGACUGAGGCAUUUGACAAGAAGAAAAUAAAUGGCUUCGUAGAUGAUAAACUUGAGAGCGGAGAAGAAAUAUGGCCAUCACUUGUUGCAGCCAUUGAAAGAUCAGCCAUUUCGUUGAUCAUCUUCUCACCAGAUUAUGCUUCUUCUCGUUGGUGUUUAGAAGAAAUUCUGAAAAUAGUUGAAUGUAAAGAGAAAUAUGAACGGAUUGUAAUUCCUGUUUUCUACAAAGUGGCACCCACAGAUGUAAGACAUCAAUCUGGAAGUUACGAAAAUGCCUUUGCUAACCAUCGACUAAACUAUACGAGUCAGGUGCAAAUGUGGAAAGAUGCUUUGAAAAAAUCUGCUGAUUUAUCUGGAAUUGAAUCCUCCAAAUUUCGGUAA
Molecule: messenger RNA, 636 nt
Organism: Vigna unguiculata (cowpea)
Lineage: Eukaryota; Viridiplantae; Streptophyta; Magnoliopsida; Fabales; Fabaceae
Product: TMV resistance protein N-like
Biological process (GO): signal transduction; defense response
Molecular function (GO): ADP binding
Source: RefSeq, a predicted model, not a curated record